Oldenlandia corymbosa var. corymbosa is the source of this 786-nucleotide messenger RNA. The record is from the annotation of a GenBank genome assembly. Lineage: Eukaryota; Viridiplantae; Streptophyta; Magnoliopsida; Gentianales; Rubiaceae.
AUGGUCAUGGAGCAUCACUUCCAAGAGCCAGCAGUUGAAAACAACUUGAAUCAAGGUGAAAUUUCCUUAGAUAAGUGGAAAUCUUUAGCAGCAGAUGGGCCUGAAGAUAAGUCUUCUAGUGGUUUAGACUGUAACAUAUGCCUGGAUUUGGUGCGUGAUCCAGUGGUGACAUUCUGUGGUCACCUCUACUGCUGGCCCUGCAUCUACAAAUGGUUGCAUUUCCAGAGUGAACCUUCAGAAGAAUUUAAACACCAUCAGCCUCAAUGCCCUGUGUGCAAAGCUGAACUAUCGGAAGAAAGUGUAAUUCCUCUCUAUGGUCGUGGAUUAACUACCAAACCCUCUGAAGGGAAAGGAGGACAACUAGGUAUAGCCAUCCCUCAAAGGCCGCCUAGCCCAAAAUGCGGGAGUCGCAGCCUCUCAGCACCUCCAACUCCCAUUUCACGUGCUGUGCCUCAACUUCAACAAUUUGGUUACAUGCAACAGCCGCAAUUCCAUCACCAGUAUUCUAGUCCCCGCAACAGCUACAUGACAGCACCCCCGACAUUCAGCCUAGCUGGCACGGGGAACCCUAAUGCAUUUCAUCCGAUGAUUGGGAUGUUGGGAGAAAUGGUUUUGGCUAUGAUGUUUGGACACCAGACUGCGGUAUACUCAUAUCCAAGCUCAUAUCAACUAAUAGGUGGAACCAGUCCGAGGAUUAGAAGGCAAGUGUUGCAGGCUGAUAAAUCUCUUAGCAGAAUCAUUAAUUUCCUAUGCUGUUGUAUGAUCUUGUGUCUCUUGCUGUUCUAA